Molecule: messenger RNA, 2246 nt
Organism: Cuscuta epithymum
Lineage: Eukaryota; Viridiplantae; Streptophyta; Magnoliopsida; Solanales; Convolvulaceae
Source: the annotation of a GenBank genome assembly
AGUCGUGCUUAGUGUAAAUACACGCGCCAGAAUUUUCCCAAAAAAUUGCAUAGAAGGCACGUACCAGAAUUUUCCUAAAAAAAUUGCAUAGGCGCUUAGUCGUAGGCUAGGGCUGGCUUAUUGACGUUGAAAUUUGGCUUCCUUUCCAGGUAUAUCACUAUCCCCUGUUUCCUUUGUAUUUCCUGAUACUUGUUCAUUGCUUGAUCAUUUAAUCGGUUGUUAGCAGAGGAGACCAUGAAUAAAAUCGGAAGAUCUGAGAAUGAGUUGUCGGAUUUCUUUUCGAUGUUGCCUGAAUCGCUUACUCAUCACAUAUUGUCAUUCCUUCCGUUCAAGGAUAUCGUCCGUACUUCAGUCUUGUCUAAGAUGUGGAGUCGCAUUUGGCUCAAUUACCCUAACAUCGAUUUGCUUUUGCAUGAGGAGGCUUACAUGGAUACACUACAUCGACGCUCUUUCUUAGAUCACAUUAAAUUAAUCAUGGAUCAAUGCAUUCUUCGAAAACCUUGCAUACAGAAGUUGCAGUUAAACGUUUUUGCCGGUAACCUGGAGGAGUUGGCCCCCAUUAUGGAUCAGUGGUUCAGGGCUGCAAUUGAGAGGAAUGUUUCUGAGCUAUUGAUUGAGAUGAAUUUUGGUGCAACCACUUACUAUAAUAUUCCCAAGGAAGUAUUUGUGUCUAAUUCACUAAAGGUUUUAGAGCUUCAGGGCUGCAAGUUUGAGGAUAGUUUUUCCUGCACUAGUCUUCCACAUCUGCAGAAGCUCAGAACUUUGCGGUGCCUGUUUGCCAGUGAGAAUGUCUUAUCCAACAUUUUAUGUGGCUGUCCUGAGUUGGAGUCUCUGGAAGCUUUAGUUUCUGAGGGCAUGAGCAGUUUUCUCUCGGUUUCAUGUAAACCUAGAUUGAAAUAUUUCGACAUCACGUGUCUCAACGAGCUCAAGAGGAUUGAGAUCUUUGUACCCAGUCUUGAGACGUUAAAAUGUAGUUACGUGUAUUCAUGUUCCAUUAACAUGGCUAGUUGCACUCUUCUCAAACAUUUGGAAUUAAACCGAGUUACCCUCUCUUCUGAUUAUGUUCCUAUUCAGUAUCUUUUAUCUAACCUUCCCCAUAUUAAAGAAUUGCAUUUGUCUAACUGCAAAUCCGAUGACAAAAUUCAAAUCUCAAGUUCUUGUCUCAAGAGACUUGUCAUGACCGAGUACGAAAACUUUCCUGGUGCUGAACUUGACAUCCCAAAUUUACUUAGUUUAGACAUCUUUUUGGGUGAAUGUAAUUCGACUAAUCGGUUCAGUUCUUGGAAUGUUCCCAAGGUAGAAGAAAUUCACAUGUUGUUGUCUGUUAAAAGCUUUCAGAGUGCUUGCAGGGGUGGACUGAAGGGGUUCCUAAUGCAGUUGCAACAUUAUGAAGAUGUGAAAUUGAUUAUACAGUGCAGAGGUAAACAGGAUCUAAUUAUACAUGAGAAACUGCACGCAGUUUCCUUUUCUUCUCUGAAUAAAUUCUUAAAAAAGGCAAAGGCAGAAUAUGUGGUCAUAUCAUCCAGAAGAGAUGAUUCAUUCUUGGCUAAUAUGCUGGUUUCAAAUGACGAUGUUAGUCUAUCCAUGAUAUGUUCUUCUCGCAGAAGCAUUGAGGUAUUUGGUGGUUACUUUUAGACCUUGUAUAUGGAUGGAGUAUGUUUCUGCUGCAGGAGUUUCUGAGUGUUCGCUUCAAUUUUUUUACUUUUUAACCUGAAUUUCAGUUGCUGCACAAGAAAUUGAGCAAAUCAUCAACACUGAAAUAUUGGUAUAAGGAAUUUCAGCUGGUUUCUAUGGAGGAGAUAGAGCAUGAAGUGGACAGUGAUUGGAAACCCUUCAUGAAGACCCAUUCAACAGGUUACCACACUGCCAGAAUAAUCCUUAUCAAGAAGAGUAUGAUGGACAUGAUCCAUUCAAUGAAUGUUUCAUGUGUUUGAAAAAGCGCUAGGCGGCAGCCCCUGGGCCUAGAACCUAUUGCUGGGGAUGUUUAGUGCAGCGUGCUGCUUAUAUUCUCAUCAAUCAGACUAACACUGCGCUCCUGCAAUGACAAUCCAUUCUAAAAGGUGUUGAGAUUCUUUACCUUCUCUCAAAAUCAUGGGGCAGUGUUACAGGAGUGCAGUGAAUUGUGUAUAAAAUGGUGGGGCCGAUGUAGAAAUAAAAGUUGUCUCCAAAACAAUUGAGAGUUUCUUUGAAAUCUUUAAGAUAAAUUUUAAUUCAUUAUUCAUAUGAAUAAUGAUUGUUCAUCUUCC